Messenger RNA from Acanthosepion pharaonis, 699 nucleotides. Lineage: Eukaryota; Metazoa; Mollusca; Cephalopoda; Sepiida; Sepiidae. The record is from the annotation of a GenBank genome assembly.
AUGGCUGCAAGUCCGGUCACUGUCGUCGCCGUAAGUUCAAGCACCUGUUGCGACGAUACUAGCAUCAGCAGCAGCAACAGCAACAACAACAACAACAACAGCAAUUUCAACAAUAACAACAACAACAACAGCAAUAACAACAACAAUAACAACAGUCAUAAUGUAGGGAGUAGCGGCAGCAGCAGCGGUUCGUACGGAAGAGCACAAGCUCGAUGUAACGAACCGGAUACUUCCACUAUACAAACAAAAGCAGCAUCAACAGUACCAGUAGCCCCUACGGCAUCAGCAGCAGCAGCAGCAUGCGUGGCGCCAGAAGCGAAAACAUGGCCGUCGUCUCAAGGCAAGCAGACGACAGAAAAUAACAACGAUCUCGGUCUCGGCUCGGCGUCUGCCGGCACGAAAGACCUAUCCAGUUACGGGGAGGCGUCGCUGGCGGAAAUCGAGGCCGAUCCGACGACCGAUGUCGGAGGGCAGAGCCAAAAACCGCCGACGGAAGUCAGCGGGACUGGCGUCGGAGGAAGUCCGGCCACGAUAGCCGGUUCCGCUGUUUGUAACAAUGACGUCAAAGACGAAGAGUCUGACGAUGAACAACAGGAGAUUUUUGUUGAUGCUCUCCUCAAUCCAACGAAUCCGGUUCCGUUGCCAAGCACGAGAGUCGUCCGUCCCAUGCUCACCUGCGAUAUUAUAGAAAGGGUCUAA